AUGCUCUCCCGAUUGGCCCUCAAACUUGCCAAGCCGGCGGCCAGGCCGGCCUCGGCCCUAUCUGGCCGAAUGGUACUUCAGGCCCGAUUCAUGUCGAAGCAGUCCACCGCUGGCAGCACGGGCAGGGAGAUGCCACGCCAGCGAGUUUGGGCUACCGCUCCCGUAGACUCGUUGCCUGCCACGCUCACCAUCCGAGAUGGUCCCGUUUUCCAAGGCAAGGCGUUCGGUGCCAACUCGAACAUUUCCGGUGAAGCUGUCUUCACCACCUCUCUUGUUGGCUAUCCCGAGUCCAUGACGGAUCCGUCCUAUCGUGGUCAGAUUCUAGUCUUCACCCAGCCUCUCAUUGGUAAUUAUGGCGUCCCGUCGAACGAACGAGACAGCUUCAACCUCCUCAAGUACUUCGAGUCGCCCCACAUUCAGUGUGCCGGUGUCGUCGUCUCCGAUGUUGCCCUCAACUAUAGCCACUGGACUGCCGUCGAAAGCCUAGGCGAGUGGUGCGCUCGGGAAGGCGUUCCCGCCAUCUCCGGCGUUGACACCCGUGCCAUCGUCACCCACCUCCGAGAGCAAGGCUCCUCCCUUGCCAGGAUUUCAAUCGGUGAGGAGUACGACGCCGAUGAGGACGAGAGUUUUGUCGACCCGGGCCAGAUCAACCUUGUCAAGCGCGUCAGCACCAAGGCUCCCUUCGUGGUCGAGUCCCCUGGUGCCGCUUACCAUAUUGCCCUACUGGACUGUGGUGUCAAGGAGAACAUCCUUCGCAGCCUGGUCAGCCGAGGCGCUUCGGUUACGGUCUUUCCCUACAACUACCCGAUCCACAAGGUCUCGCAGCACUUUGACGGCGUCUUUAUCUCCAACGGCCCCGGUGACCCAACCCACUGUCAGGACACUGUCUACAAUCUCGCUCGCUUGAUGGAGACUUCGAACAUCCCCAUCAUGGGUAUCUGCCUUGGCCAUCAGCUUCUCGCUCUUGCUGUUGGUGCCCGCACCAUCAAACUCAAGUAUGGCAACCGGGCUCAUAACAUCCCCGCCCUCGACCUGACCACUGGUCAAUGCCACAUCACCAGCCAGAACCACGGUUAUGCCAUUGAUGCCAGCACCCUGCCUAGCGACUUCAAGGAGUACUUUGUCAACCUCAAUGACGGUAGCAAUGAGGGUAUAUUCGCCCCCACCUCCUCCAUCCAUCUUCAUAACGUGAGUAUUGACCCGAAAUUUGCAGGCAUGCUACACAAGACGCGACCCAUUUUCUCGACUCAGUUUCACCCCGAGGCCAAGGGCGGCCCCAUGGACAGCGCGUUCCUCUUCGACAAGUACCUGCAGAACGUCCAGCUCGCCAAGGAAGGUCAAAAGGUCUACAAGGAUAACCGCCCCACCCAGUUUGUGCUCGACCUGCUUAGUAAGGAGCGUGUCGGUGUUGAACCCACACCACUUGCCAGCGCCGCGUAA
This is a messenger RNA of Drechmeria coniospora, 1440 nucleotides long. Its product is annotated as Carbamoyl-phosphate synthase. Gene Ontology annotation, cellular component: carbamoyl-phosphate synthase complex; cytoplasm. The record is from RefSeq and is a predicted model, not a curated record. Bases 1 to 1440 code for a protein of 479 amino acids. Gene Ontology annotation, molecular function: carbamoyl-phosphate synthase (glutamine-hydrolyzing) activity. Lineage: Eukaryota; Fungi; Ascomycota; Sordariomycetes; Hypocreales; Ophiocordycipitaceae. Gene Ontology annotation, biological process: L-glutamine metabolic process; L-arginine biosynthetic process; 'de novo' pyrimidine nucleobase biosynthetic process. The transcript has 2 exons.